This is a messenger RNA of Medioppia subpectinata, 567 nucleotides long. The record is from the annotation of a GenBank genome assembly. NCBI's taxonomy places the organism in Eukaryota, Metazoa, Arthropoda, Arachnida, Sarcoptiformes, Oppiidae.
GGACUCAUAACACCCUGGAAUCUGCCCCUGUAUUUGCUGACAUUCAAACUGGCGCCAGCGCUGGCCUACGGCAACACCGUAGUGGCCAAACCCAGCGAAAUGACCUCGGUCACCGCCUACAAACUGUGCCACUUGCUGGAAGAGGCCGGUCUGCCCCAUGGUGUGGUAAACAUGGUGUUUGGCUUUGGUCAAAAUGUGGGCGAACCCCUUAUCGAGCACCCGGACGUACCGCUUGUGUCGUUCACCGGCAGUACAGUCACCGGCCGUCAUAUUGCCGUCAAAACAGCCCCUCUAUUGAAAAAGUUGUCGCUAGAGAUGGGCGGCAAGAAUGCGGCCAUAGUUUUCGCCGACGUUAAUCUGGACACACAUUUGCCCGCAAUUAUCAGAUCGUGUUUUUUGAAUUCCGGCGAAAUAUGUCUGUCCACAAGUCGUCUAUACGUCCAGAAGAGUAUUUACAAACACUUUGUCGACAAGUUUACCGAAGAAGUCCUGAAACUUUCUAAGAUAAGAGUGGGCGACCCCUCGGAGAGCGAUACCCUAAUCGGACCGAUGGUAAGCGAAGCCCAU